AUGGGUGUAAACGGUCUCUGGACUGUGGUGCAGCCAUGCGCGCGGCCUACAAACCUGGCGACGCUUAAUCGAAAGCGACUCGCUGUCGACGCCUCGAUUUGGAUAUACCAGUUUCUCAAAGCCGUGCGCGACAAGGAGGGAAACGCGCUCCGCAACUCCCACGUCGUCGGCUUUUUCCGCCGCAUCUGCAAGCUGCUCUGGUUUGGCAUCCAGCCCAUCUUCGUCUUUGACGGCGGCGCGCCGGCGCUCAAGCGCGCCACUAUCCAGAAGCGACAGCGCCGUCGUGAGGGCCGCCGCGACGAUGCCGUUCGCACCGCGGGAAAGCUGCUCGCGGUGCAGAUGCAGCGCAUGGCUGAGGAGGAGGAACAGAAGCGCAAGAGAGAAAGAGAGCGUCCCCGAGUAGCGAAGGAGGCCGAGGAAGAGCCAGUGCCGGAUCCCAAGGACAUGAUCUACGUGGACGAGAUUGGCAUGUCCAAUCAGGAGCGUCAGCGCAACCGCAAGUUUCACAAAAAGGACGCCUAUCACCUACCCGAGCUCGACGGCGGCAUUGCAUCCAUGGGCAAGGCUGACGAUCCCCGCAUUAUGAGUGUUGAGGAAUUGGAAGAGUAUGCGCGCCAGUUCAACAAUGGCGAGGAUAUCAAUCUAUAUGACUUUAGCAAGAUUGAUUUUGAUGGCGAAUUCUUCAAGAGCCUCCCGGCCCCCGACAGAUACAACAUUCUCAAUGCAGCAAGGCUACGAAGCCGUUUGAGACUGGGAUUAAGCAAGGAGCAACUUGACGAAAUGUUUCCGGACCGCAUGGCAUUUUCCAGAUUUCAGAUUGAGCGUGUCCAGGAGAGAAAUCAUCUUACACAACGACUCAUGUACGAAGUUGGUAUGACCGGUCUCGAUUUAACACUUCCAGUCAAUGCCCGAGUGGCGGGUGAAAAAGAUAGGGAGUACAUUCUGGUCAAAAAUGACGGUGCCGAAGGCGGUUGGGCACUGGGCGUUGUCAGCAAGGAAAAGGAUAUUGGUGAGGCGCAUAAGCCUAUUGAUGUUGAUGCUAUAGAUGUCCAAUAUCAAACCAAAGAGGAGGAAGAUGACGAAGAUGACGUGGAUGGGUUCGAAGAUGUGCCCAUUGAAGGGCUCAAUCGCCUGCCCAAGUCCGAUCCUACUGCAGCCACUUUUGAAGCUGCUCUUGAUAUUGCUUCAAGACGUCGACAAUUUUAUGGCAGUCACAAGGAAAGACCCAAUAAUGAAGAAGACUCGCUAUUUGUUGGAGGACCAGCCGAUGCACCUGCAACCGAGAAUGAAGUUCAAGAGGCCGAGCGCAUUCAUCCAGAGGAAGAAGACGACCUGAACCGCGCCAUUGCAUUAUCGUUGCAAAACCAACAUGUAGUUGGGGAAGACUCAGCGACCGACGAUGAGUUGUUUGAAGAUGUGCCCAUCGGGGACAAGCCAAAGUGGACGCAGAAGGCGGUGGAAGCUGCCAAACCUCUCACAACUCACAGCGGCUCCAUGAUUGCACAUAUUGUAAACAACAGAUCCAACGCCGCAGUGACCAAGCGUCAGGAAAAGCCAGAGACCCAGGACAGCGACAGCGACGAGGAUAUGCAGGCCAUCAUGGCACGAUCCCGCCAGGCCAAGAAGCAGGCUGCACCACCCCCGCGUCCCGUUCCGGAAAAUACGAAGAACCCUUUCGAUGGCCCACUCCCGUUCCCGAAGCUUAGUUGGGGAUCCUCGCUUUUCGGCACAUCGAAAAUGGGUGACACUUCGGCAAAAAACACGGCACGUGGCUCAGCUGCCGCCGCUGAUGUCGAAGAGAACGGGGCCCACGACGAUAUGGCGGGUGGGUUUACGGUCGAAGGACAAGACGACCAAACGCUGCAACUGCCACCAUGGUUGGCGGAUGUCUCGGAUAUCAGAGACUCUCUGAAGAAGCAGCAGGAUGCGGAGCGAGAAAUCAAUGCGCAGGACAGAGAGGAUGCAGAAGAGGUGGGGCGAAGAAGAAUGAAGGAAAUGCAAGAUCGGCUGAUUGAGAUUGACUCAGACUCUGAUAACGACAGCGACAUACAAAUCAUCGAAGUGCCGCCGUCUCCAGCACUAGAGCUGGCGGUUGAAGAGCCGCAGACGGACAGUAUACAAACAGAAGCAGAACAGCUGGAGCUGGAGAAUCAAGCGGAACGGUCUACGCAGCUGCAAUCUGCACUAGCAGAAUCACAGCUCUCUGAUGCGCCUGGUGUCACUCUAGCAACCACGCCCCCGAAAGAUGCCGAGUCCCCUGAACCAGAACUUGAAGACAUUGAGCUUCCCCAAGCUUCCGAAGAGUUGGUGGUUCCGGAGCUAGAAAGCGCGGGCGAUGCCGUGUCUAUCCACGAGCAGAAUGCUACUACAGUUGUCAACAUCGAUGAUGAGGAGCUGUUUGGCGAUGCAGAGGAGGAUGAGUAUAGUGACCCGGAAGAAGAGGAGCUUCUUGUUCAAAUGGCGGAAGAGGCAGAGGAGCAUGCGCGCUUCGCGACUGAACUCAAUCAAAAGUCCAUGGAGCAGAACCGACGUGAUUACGAACAGGAGCUUCGACAGCUGCGUACCCAACAAAAGAAGGACCGCCGUGAUGCGGAUGAGGUUACCCAAGUAAUGGUAUCCGAAUGCCAGUCGCUGCUGCGUCUCUUUGGAAUUCCGUACAUCACGGCGCCGAUGGAAGCUGAAGCACAGUGCGCCGAGCUUGUGCGCUUGGGAAUGGUGGACGGCAUUGUCACUGAUGAUUCCGACACGUUUCUGUUUGGGGGCACCCGUGUCUACAAGAACAUGUUCAACAGCAACAAGUUUGUCGAGUGCUACAUCGGCAGCGAGCUCGAAAAGGAUCUCUCCCUCUCGCGACAGCAGCUCAUUUCCCUCGCACACCUGCUCGGCUCCGACUACACUGAGGGCCUUCCCGGCGUCGGCCCCGUCACCGCCGUCGAGAUCCUCUCCGAGUUCCCCGGCCGCGACGGCCUCGGCCACUUUCGCGCCUGGUGGGACGCGGUGCAGUCGUCCCAACCCCCCCGCCCCAAAGCCGAGGACGCGAGCUCGCCGUUUCGCAAAAAAUUUCGCCGGGCGCAGGCCGCCAAGCUGUUUCUGCCGCCCGGCUUCCCCAACCACGCCGUCGACGACGCCUACCUGCAUCCCGUGGUCGACGGCAGCACCGAGCCGUUCCAGUGGGGCGUGCCCGACGUCGAGGGCCUGCGCCGGUUCCUCAUGGCGACGAUUGGGUGGAGCAAGGAGCGCACGGAUGAGGUGCUGGUGCCUGUGAUUCGCGACAUGAACAAGCGCGAGGUCGAGGGCACGCAGAGUAACAUUACACGGUUCUUUGGCGGUGGCGUGGGGGCUGGGGCACGGGGCGGCGAGGCGUUUGCGCCGCGCCAGACGGCGGGGACGAGCAAGAGAAUGGCGGCGGCAGUGGAUAAAUUGAGGAAGAAUACGGCGGGAGGGGGAGAGGAAGCAUCUCAGCAGACCAAUAAGCGACAGAAGCGGUAG
Molecule: messenger RNA, 3489 nt
Organism: Cordyceps militaris CM01
Lineage: Eukaryota; Fungi; Ascomycota; Sordariomycetes; Hypocreales; Cordycipitaceae
Product: DNA excision repair protein Rad2
Exons: 1
Coding region: 1-3489 (1162 amino acids)
Biological process (GO): nucleotide-excision repair
Cellular component (GO): nucleus
Molecular function (GO): single-stranded DNA binding; DNA endonuclease activity
Source: RefSeq, a predicted model, not a curated record